CCUGUGUGUGCAUUUUAAUCAGUUAGCUAGCGCCAAGUUGGCCCAAGUUUUAGUUCUUUGUAGCAUACCACCACACAAAGUGAGAGAGAGAGAGAGAGAAUAAAAGGAGAUUGUUAAGCUUCCAAUGCUUCGAAAAUAGUGAAAGAGUACUAAAGCUUCCCAUAGUACUCUACUCGAUCGUCAUAUGUUGUAUGGACAUGGCUGUGGAUGUGUUUCCAUGGACAAAACCAAAACCAAGGAAGACACACCCUCUUUCUCUUGGUGGAACAAGACACCAACAAUGUCGACAAACACACACCUAUUUGUCAACCAAACGAAGCUUCUCAAACAUGCGCUCCCUUGUGAAUUUUCUCCUUGUCGUUUCUACCCUUUGUCUUUCUCCUGUUCAUUCCUCACAAUUGGGUAGCAACCAAACUUUUCUCCCAAAGGAAGAGUUCCGCAAGUUGAACGCCAUAAGAAACCGUCUUCAGAAAAUCAACAAGCCAGCUGUUAAGACAAUUCAGAGUCCUGAUGGAGAUAUUAUAGACUGUGUUGUGUCUCAUAAGCAACCAGCUUUUGAUCAUCCUCAACUGAAAGGACACAAACCAUUGGAUCCUCCAGAAAGACCAAGAGGGCAUAACGAAAUGGGUGAUUGGAGUGAGAAUUUUCAGUUGUGGAGGCUAUCGGGUGAGUCGUGUCCCGAAGGAACGAUUCCGAUUAGAAGAACAAUGGAGCAAGACAUGUUAAGAGCUAGCUCUGUUCGCAGAUUUGGAAGGAAAAAAAUAAUAAACCGUGUCAGAAGGGACACCAGUGGCAAUGGACAUGAGCAUGCAAUUGGGUAUGUGACAGGGGAUCAGUACUACGGAGCAAAGGCUAGCAUAAACGUGUGGGCACCCCUUGUAGAAAACCCAAAUGAAUUCAGCUUGUCUCAAAUGUGGGUCAUUUCUGGUUCAUUUGGGGAUGAUCUCAACACCAUUGAAGCUGGUUGGCAGGUCAGCCCGGAGCUAUAUGGAGACAGCUACCCUAGAUUCUUUACUUAUUGGACGACUGAUGCAUACCAAGCAACUGGGUGUUACAAUUUACUUUGCUCGGGCUUUGUUCAAACUAACAGUAAAAUUGCAAUUGGAGCAGCAAUCUCUCCAACUUCUUCAUAUAGUGGUGGCCAAUUUGAUAUUAGCUUACUCAUUUGGAAGGAUCCAAAGCAUGGGAAUUGGUGGCUUGAAUUUGGAUCGGGGAUCCUAGUUGGGUACUGGCCAUCUUUCUUGUUCUCCCACUUAGGGGAUCAUGCAAGCAUGAUUCAAUUUGGUGGAGAAGUAGUGAAUUUAGGGUCAUCAGGGUCUCACACUUCCACCCAAAUGGGUAGUGGACAUUUUGCGGAAGAGGGUUUUGCAAAAGCUUCAUAUUUUAGGAACAUGCAAGUUGUGGAUUGGGACAACAACUUAAUUCCCUUGUCAAAUCUAAAGGUGCUUGCAGAUCACCCCAAUUGCUAUGACAUACAAGGAGGGUUUAAUAAUGCGUGGGGGAAUUAUUUUUACUAUGGUGGACCUGGAAGAAAUGUAAAGUGUCCCUAAGGGAAUGAAUGAAUGAAUGAAUGAUAUAUAGAAUGAUAGGUCAUCCUUUGAACACACAAUUGCCACCUGGACUCUCUUGUAUAUAUAUCUUGAAAGAGAAAUAGUGAAUAUACUGCCUUCAUUGGCAUCCCUUCCCCCUUCCAAAAUUCCAGCAGUUUUCCUUCUACAUACUUCUCUCCUCUUCAUUUUUCUGCAUGUACUUCAAUUACAUAUAAUGAUAACUUGCAAAUGAGUUCAUAUAAUCUUAUAAUAAUAUCUGGCCGAAUAUAAUUUUAUAA
Molecule: messenger RNA, 1828 nt
Organism: Cajanus cajan (pigeon pea)
Lineage: Eukaryota; Viridiplantae; Streptophyta; Magnoliopsida; Fabales; Fabaceae
Product: protein neprosin
Source: RefSeq, a predicted model, not a curated record